CGUCGAGCUCGACGUCGUCCUCGAUUCACCUUUCUCCAUAUCGCCAUCAGGGCGUGACUGCCCUCCGAGGCGCCAAAACCUCGGUCCCUCGCCUCCUCGGUCCCAGACCGGUGGUUAACAUGGCAACUGCCGAUCGGAACCUGACCUUCUACACGCACUCGCUUUGUCCCUACGCGCACAGGGUGAGCCUGUGUCUGGCGGAGAAGGCGAUACCUCAUAAACGCGAGCAUAUCGACCUGUCAAAUAAACCACGAUGGUACCUGGACCUGAACCGACGUGGGCUGGUGCCGGCGAUACAGCUCGACGGCGAGGUCAAGACGGAGUCACUGGAGCUGAAUUACUUCCUCGACGACGUGUUUGAGGGAGCAGCGAGAUUGACCCCGGAUGGUAGAAAGGAAGAGAUGCAAACGCUGAUCGAUUCAUUCGAUGGCUCAUUUAUCAGUGCGGGGCUUCAGUUCGUCGGCGGCGGAUGGGGAUUCAGGAGGGGCGCCCCGGGUCCUAGGCAAGCGGACAGGAUGGCAGUGGAGUGUGAGAGAAUCGAACGCAUCAUCGAAAUCAACGGGAACGGUGGUCCAUAUCUGAUGGGUGCCGAGGUCACUCUCGCGGACUUGGCGCUUUGGCCGUUCGCAGAGCGUUAUGAGCUCGCCAUGAGGGAGUUCCAGGGCGUGGAGCUGAGGGAAAUGGGUCCGAGUGGCUCGCUAAGUCGAUGGAUUGACGCCAUGAGAUCUCGGCCGUCGGUUGUUGGACUCAGGCCAGACGAUAACAAGCUGCUGGCGUCGUGGCGACGAACCAUGCGGCUGGACUACUUCGAUUACGAGACCGCGGAUGUAGACAACCCGUAGAACGCUAAGUGUUAGCUAGAGGACAUUUGCACUAUAACAAUCUAUCAG
Messenger RNA from Micromonas commoda, 890 nucleotides. RefSeq lists its product with no specific name. NCBI's taxonomy places the organism in Eukaryota, Viridiplantae, Chlorophyta, Mamiellophyceae, Mamiellales, Mamiellaceae. The record is from RefSeq and is a predicted model, not a curated record. The transcript has a single exon. Gene Ontology annotation, cellular component: cytoplasm. Bases 120 to 842 code for a protein of 240 amino acids.